Molecule: messenger RNA, 4779 nt
Organism: Plenodomus lingam JN3
Lineage: Eukaryota; Fungi; Ascomycota; Dothideomycetes; Pleosporales; Leptosphaeriaceae
Biological process (GO): positive regulation of transcription by RNA polymerase II; DNA damage checkpoint signaling
Cellular component (GO): nucleus
Molecular function (GO): histone binding
Source: RefSeq, a predicted model, not a curated record
AUGCCUCGUCUCCGCUCACGCAAGCCACGGCCUCAGGACCCAUCUCAACUAUCGCAAGCUCUCCAGGAACGAAGUCUGGGCAGUGAACAAGGCCUGCACUUCACCACCUCGUCUGAGAGCCACGGCUGCUCAGGCAUCAUCAUUGCUGCGGACCCGACAGGGACCCCCGCGGUCCUGCAGCCUCUAGAAAAGGCCACCACAGCCCUGCAGACAAUACCAUUCGUGGUACCGGUCGUCGCGCUUCCCCGACCCGAUCACGCUCCUCCUCUUGCCCCUCUUCCUUCAUCACGACGAGCGGCUGCGACGAGAAAUGUCAAGCCCACCCUCGCCAAGCACAACAGCGCGCCCACCAGCACAACAUUCACCCCCCAAUUCGCAGGCGUCCUGAAAAUGCAUCAUUCCUUCGGCGCCACGAUGGAUGCGCCCGGCGACACGCAGCCCGACAGCCAAAUGCACAAGCAAUGGACGAGUGGCGCGCUCUCAUCGGUCCUGGGGCGGGAGAAUCAGAUGCCGCCUCCCAAGUCCUUGUUUCUCGAGCAUGACGACGACGAGGACAACGAAAACGACGUGGCCAGCGAUGACCUCGAGGUGGUCGAGUCCAGUCAAGAUCACCACGAUGCAAACAUCACGAGCCCCACCGUCAUCGAUGUCGAAGACGAUCAGGGCGAAUCGGCGCAGGAUAGCGUAGCGCAAACCAGCCCCUUCAAGUUCGACACACCUGCAUUGGCCGGCAGAAAGAGGGACAGCUCAGGCCAGCUCAUGAGCUCUGCGGCACGUACAAACACCACGACGCCUGGCACAGUGGCGUCCGCCUCAGCCUUUGGUACCACUUUUGGCACUGUGGCUUUCUCAGGAGGUCCUGCCAUGUCUCUCACGCAGAUAUGGAAUAAUACGCAGGCGCCUACCUCUCCGGUUGCAGGUGGGGCAAGUGAGGAUGUCGUCUUCACACGGCCUUCGCCAAAUUUCACAAAUGUACGGCAUUCGAGUCCAGGCCCAGCCUACUCUAGUCCCAUCAAAGGCCUGCGCCUUGACACUCCAGCGUCUGAACCAAUUUUACGCUCGUCGAGCGAGCCGCGCACAGAAUACGUCACCAUGAAGCAGUCGCAAGAGAAGCGCAGGGGAUCCAAUGGAGAGGAGAUAACCAUAAUUCCUCCACAAGACAGUUGGGAGGAUCUUUCGCGGCAAAUGCAGCAGAGGAUGGCUAGGAAACAACUUCAUCAGCAAGCAGCCAAGUCACUUUCACACAUCUCAGCCCCAUCAACAGUGUCAAGAACACCAAGAAAGCCAAAGGUGAAUGCAGACUGCUCUUCUCCAGACCAAUCGCAAAUCUCGCGCACUGUGAUUGGCAGCGAUCUAUGUGAUGUCGACGAUGACUCCAUGAACCGACUUUCACCUCCAGAGGCGUUGGAUUCACACAGUAGCAAUCACCAGCGCGACGGACUAACCACUGCACGGGCCACUGCAGCUCACAAUAGCAAUGACAAUAGGGUACAAGUGCCCAAGACUUCCUCACAUCCACAUCGUACUCCCUCUGGUCCAGCUUCUCGCAACUCUUCACAGCAACCAACACUAUCUUCACAACCUCAGCGAGAAUCUCGACUACAAGCACCCGCAUCACCGUCAAUACCGCAGGCUGCCUUUCGGCCACGGAGUACAGCAGAUUCCAUCGCCAUUAUGGAUUCGCAACCUGAUGUCCUUGCCGAUUUCGACAGUGUACCACCGCCCAAGCAGCUACGUUUCCCGUCGUCACCAUCACAGAACCAGUAUAGUAUUCACCGAACCACAAUGGCGACUAAGACUGGUUACACAAGCCAGGUCAUCUCAUCGUCAAUACCACCCAUGCCUCCAAAGUCGAGUCCGGACGAGGUGGUCGCAGAUAACGAGGAAGUGAUCACAGCAGAAGAUGGGCGUGUGCCCAGCAGCCCACCAAUGAUGGCACAUGAUGACGAUCUCGUGUAUGAUGAACAUGGUUACGAUGAGUAUGCCGAAGGUAUUGUGGAUGGAGAAGCUGAUGAGCCUGUCCUUGGUGGCAGUGAUGGAGACAAUGACGAUAUCCUCAUGCAAGACGAAGAUGAUCUGCCUGUUAUCAAAGAGGAGCUGGAAAAGGCAAUGGAAGAUGCUAAAGAAGAUGAGAGUGAGGAAGAAAUGGAUCUAGUGCAGCCUCUGAAGGUGGAUCUAGGGACUGACCAAGAGGUAUCUGAAACAUUGGAAGAGGAGGACAAGGCGGAGGAGACACGUCAGGGAGCCUUGCGUGACCAGACGAUAUCGGGCAGCCAAGAUGACCAGGAAGCGCCUCGGCUGGUACGCCAGGAUACCAUACCUGAGACCGAUGCGCUAGACGAGACACAGCCUUCGGCCUUUGUAAACAACAUGGCUUUGGACUCUCAUGAGAACUGCAACGACUUGCCCAAUCACUCCAAUAGCACCGAACCUUUUCAGACUGCACAAGAAGAACAGUCCGAUUACCAACAUGAUCCACAAAACCCUCACAGCCCCAAAAAGGCUAGCAGUCUCAUCGUGGAGGCGGGCAAGCGCAUUCGCUCGAUCGACGACAUCUACAACCUCCCAGAGACUCAGCAGUCAGCUUGUGCAGAUGACUUGGAGAUUCCACGACUAAGUGGUCUCGACGACGAAGAGGAAGGAUCAACGAUGCUGCUAUCCUCACCUGCGCGACCAUUGAAGAAGCGCAAGACAACUUACAAGACAAAGCGCAGUGUGUUUCGCAGUCCAGCAAAGCCGGCAAGCAGUGUUUUGUCCGAACCACCAGUUUCCUCUCCACCUAGAUCAAGUGUGCCGGUACCAAUAGCUGAUACGCCCCCUACUGCAUCCGGACAACUGAGAGAAGAACGCGGCGCGAAUGCUGCUGCUCAGGCCCGAGAAGAUGCCCAAGCUCUGUACUCGAGGCCAGCAACCCUCAAGGCCGAAACUCUGCCGAGGUCAUCGAAGCUGCAAGCUGCUAGAGAGGGUGCUCUGAAACCAGUCUCUAGGAGCCUGUUGCAAAGCAUGUCGUCGCCGGGAAAUUCACCUUCUAAAUCGAAAGCGUUUGUGAUGGGCCGACAGAAGACAUCGGUGACACCAUCUAAGCCCCCAGCGACCGUGAAUGACAAGCAGGGAGACCUUGAAAUUCCUGAUGUAGAGCACUCGCCAGAUGAGCUUGGUAGGAGCACUCCACUAGCUGUGCCUCUUGAACGACUAUUGGAACGCCUGUCGCAGGAGUCGGUACUACCUCUAGGCGAGGUGCUUGUUCCGAAUCGAGUUUUUGCCUCAUGGCCCGGCAGCCAUUACUAUCCUGCUACUUGCAUCGGCCGGACUGCCUCGCGCCAGCUUCGUAUUCGUUACGAUGACGGUAACACCACAGCCAUGGAUGCGAUGCAUGUUAGAUCACUGGACCUUCGUGCAGGAGAUCAUGUAAAAGUUGAUGAACCUGGAAUGAAGAAGCAUACUUAUGUGGUUGUGGGCUUCAAAGACAAGAUUGACGACCUUGGUGGUGAGCAGUUUCCUGCCACGGACCGUUACGGACAUGCCACGAUUGUCUUGGAAGAAAAGCGAAGGGACAGCAUACCAGCGGCAAAGGCAGCUCAGCCUACAGAACAGAUUUCAGUGCCCAUGGCCAGUGUUUAUCUGACUACUGGACUCUGGAGCCGGAUUCGUGACAGGAAGUUCAAUUUCUCGCCGCCUGCUUCGCCAGCUAAAUCUUCUCACAUCGGCACGCCUGUCACUGAGGCGAUGAUGACGCCUUCAUUCACACGUAGGGGUACUGCGAUACCUUCGUUCUUAAAGAGUGUGACUGCUCGGGCUGCGUCUGUCGCUUCAACAACUCGUUCUGGAAGUGCAGUAUUUGCCAACAUGGCUUUUGUGCUGACAUCCACUGCGGAUGACUUUGACAAGGAUUCACUCACAAAGACAAUCAAGUCGAACGGGGGCAUGGUCCUCGAGCAAGGCUUUCAUGAGCUUUUCGACUACGAGUCGACCGAUGCAACAUCGUCGUCCCAAAGCCGACAUCGAUCUGCAUCAUUUCCCCCAGGCAAUGUCGGACUCACCCUCAAGCCCGCAUACAAAGACCUCGGGUUCGUAGCUCUCAUCUCGGACUCGCAUUCGCGCAGCACAAAGUACAUCCAAGCACUCGCGCUCAACGUGCCCUGUCUCCACCUCCGCUGGAUUCAGGAUUCGCUGACGGCAGCCCGGGCCCUCCUUUUUGCAAAAUACCUCCUACCCGCCGGCGUAUCCAAGUUCCUCGACCCACAGGGCGUGGUCCGCUCCCGUACCAUGGCCUGCUACGACCCGGCCGCCGAAGACUUGACCUUUUCCACCACCCUCCAAGACCGGCCCCUCCUUCUGCACAACCAAACCGUGCUCCUCGUGACGGGCAGGUCCAAACGCGAAAUGGAAAAACGCCAGCCGUUUGUGUUUUUGACGCAUGCCCUCGGCUCCGCUCGUGUUGGGCGGUGUGCCGAUCUCGCGGAUGCGAGUGAGAUGCUGGCUCAUGCCCGUUGGGACUGGGUGUACGUUGAUCAUAAUGAAAGUAGCGUGCUGGAUGCUGCGGCGCAGUUGUCUGGGACGCAGGUUCUUGGGUCGACGGGCGUGGUGGCUGAGGGUAGGGGGAAGAAGGGCGGUGGUGCUGGUGGUGCUGGUGGGAGGAAGAGGAAGAGGGAUAGGGAGGAUGCGGAGGAGAGGGAGGAACUUUUGGUUAGAGUGCAGGUUGGGGCUCAGAGCGUGCGCGUGACGUGUUCUGAGUUUGUGAUUCAGAGUUUGAUUCUUGGGGCGUUGGUGGAGGAGUAG